AUGACCACACCAUCAUUGCCCGCGAAGUGGACACCCACGAGGCCAGGCUGCUACCGGGCAGACGACUUCUGGAUCUGGGAGUAUAACUCGAAGGCCCUAGAUGCGCGAACUGUCCUGAGAGGUCCGACACAGACGAGUGACUGCCUCCCGUCCACGUGGGAUGCGAGCGUCACGUAUGCAGGCACGGCGUGUCCCGCCGAUUACACCUCGGCGUGUCAAGACGCAGACUCGGGUGCGGUGACCUGCUGUCCUACUGCCUACGAUUACAGCUGCCAGCCGCCGACGUGGACCCCAGGAGUCCACGCGGAGGACUUCCGAUGCGUGUCGCAAUUCGGCACCCCGGGGACGAUAACGGUCACGCAGACAGACUUCGCCGUCAACACGCUUGCGGUGCAGAUGAGAAACAUAAACACGAAGCUACACUUGUACGCGUUGGCCGUCAUGUACGCGGAGCCUACUUCGACAACGACGACGAUGACGACGACGCCACCAAGCGACGAGACUUCCACAUCCAUGCCUACAUCCACGACCUCGCCGGCAGCUAGUGGGAACAAGUCAGGCCUUUCCUCGGGCCAAGCCGCAGGCCUCGGUGUCGGGGCGGCGAUCGCUGCGGUGCUCUUGGGGGUUCUGGUGUGGUUCAUAUAUCGUCGAAGGAAAGCCUCCAAAGCAUCGGUGGUUCACGAAACGCUGGGGGCCACCAUGUCUUCCAGCCAGCCUCCGAAAAGCGCGCCUGUAACAACUUGGGCUCCAGGCGAGCUCACUGCUGUAACCCCGCCGACCGAGAUGCCUCAUGACCAGUCCGCACCCCUAUAUGAGCUGGAUAACAAUAAUGGGGUGGUCUGGCUGGACAGGACGGAGAACGGUAGGCGGAUCGGGCGCGGUUGA
Anthostomella pinea is the source of this 885-nucleotide messenger RNA. NCBI's taxonomy places the organism in Eukaryota, Fungi, Ascomycota, Sordariomycetes, Xylariales, Xylariaceae. The record is from the annotation of a GenBank genome assembly.